AUGCCGAGACGAUCGUUCCGCCAGGAGACGUUGGUUGGAAAGAAAGUUGUUUCCAAAUCGCACGUUUUGAGCAAAGACCCGGAUGAGUACCUGAAAUCGGAUUCUGUUGGUACUGGACAUCGUAGGUUUUUAAAAAUUUAUAAAAAAUUUGAAUAUUUCGUGAAAAGGGGACAUGUUAUACGAUCUAAUAUGUCCAGAAGCAAUAAAAAUUUUUCAGCGUAUAAAAUGUCGCUUUUAAUCAAAAAAUUUUUAAAUUUGCAAAAGUAAGGUUUAAAAUGACAUUUUCAUUAAUAUUUUUAAAAUUUUUGUUAUUUUUUGUUAUUGUGUGACAUGUUAUACGAUCAAACAUAUUUUUUGGUUUGGACAUACUGCGUCAUAUAAAAUGUCGCCUUUAAUCGAAGAGUUUUACAAAUUUGCAAAAAAAUGCCAUUUUUAUUAAUAUUUUUUAAAUUUUUUUAUAAUUUUUUUAGUUGGUGACAUGUUAUACGAUGAAACUUGCCUGACAACAGAAACAUGUUUCAUCGUAUAAAAUGUCGCUUUUAAUGCAAAAUUGUGAAAAAUUGCAAAAAUAGGUUUUAAAAUGGCAUUUUCAUUAGUAUUUUUAUAAUUUUUAUCGUUUUUUGUUAUUUGGUGACAUGUUAUACGGUGAAAUAUGUCCAUAAUCAAUAAACAUGUUUGAUCGUAUAAGAUGUUGCUUUUGGUAAAAAAUUUUGAAAAAUGACGAAAAUAGGUUUAAAAAUGGUUUUUUAUUAAUAUUUUUUAAAUUUUUACAUUUUUUUUGUAAUUUGGUGACAUGUUAUACGAUGAAAAGUGUACAAACUUAAAAAACAUGUUUUAUCGUAUAAAAUGUCGCUUUUGAUAAAAAAUUUUGAAAAUUUGCAAUAAAUUAGUCUAUUGUUUCUAAUUUCAGCGCACAACAACCUCCUGGCCAGUAUCCAAGGCACCUGCCGUAAGAAGCACCGUACCCUGCCCAUUUACAAGUUUCAACCCACCCGCCAGCAGAAGCUGCGCCAUACCCGCCCACGCCAACGACUUCUCAAUUACCGGUCGAGAAGUGGGUCGAAGGGCAAAACUUUUGCCAAAAACUCGCUUUUGGGACUAUGCAAAGGUGGUACUGGUACCAGUGUACCAAACGUUGAUGGUACCAAUGAAAAGUUGUUGGACUACUUUUUCGACCGGUCGAAUGCGGCCAAGAAUGGAAGAGUGGAAGUGAGAUUGGAUCAGAAUGGCAAUUUUGUUGGGGGUUCAAUAAGAAAUGGCAGUUUGAACGGAAAAAUCAAUAGUGGCAUUGGUGCCAAAAAGCUGAAACCGGUCGAUUUUGAAGACGAAACUGGUCGUAUUGGCAAGGAUAAUAUGGUCAGAAUACGCAACUGUCAGUCGCCGAUCCAGCUAUCCGAUCGCGACGCCAAAUAUAUUCGGAUUUUGGCUAAGAAUCGUACCAACAGUACCAAAAGUCCCAAACAGACGACUGGUACUGAUGGAGCCAUAUCGACCGGUCGAGACCGAAGCCCACGGUUGGUGACGGCCAGAGAUCGACUGAUGACUCCGAAGAAUGUGACUGGUCGAGAUUAUAGUCCAGGACAGUUGGCUGAGAAGGAUGGGAAAUCGACCGGUCGAAAAGAGGCUAAACGAAAAUCGACCGGUCGAAAAGAAGCUAAUGGAAAAAGACGGUCCAAGGGUUUAGCUAGCCGAUCCAAGAGCUCAGCUAGCCGCUCUGAAGCCUCAGCCAGCCGGUCCAAGACUUCGGCUAGCCGAUCUAAGACCUCAGCUAGCCGGUCAAAGUCAUCUGUCAGCCGGAUCAAUGCCUAUAACGGCCAAUCCAAGUCUAAAUCGAGCCAGUCCAAGCAGUCCAAGAGCUCUAUUAGUCGGUCCAAAGAUUCGGCUAGCCACUCGGAAGUUGAAAACCAGCCUAAGCAUGAGGGAAGUCGGUUCAAGCUGAAAGAGGGCCAGUCCAAGUUGAAAGAUGGUCAGUCCAAGCUGAAACAAAAUCAGUUCAAGCCCAAAACUAGCCAGUCCAAGCCACUAGCCAGCCGCUCCAAGUCCACAGUAAGCCGGUUCAAGUCUUCGGAAAGCGAAACUGGCUGCCCGGCUAAAAUAGCCGGCUGUGCCAAGCCGCCCAGACAGUGUCUGAAGCCCUUUUGCGAAGCCAAACGCCGAGCCAACAAGCUGAUGCCAGUCAAGUGCAAUUGCCGAACCCGCCAGCCUAGCUGUGAGCAUCGACCAAGGCAGUAUGAGGUUAAAAAUGGCAGUGGUUUGGCUAAUUUAAGAAGAAAUGGCAGUGAUAAGAGUAGUCCAAGAAGAAAUGGCUCGGCUAGCCAAAAAAGAAGUGGCAAUGAUUUGGCUAGCCAAAAAAGGCUGAUCAGUGUAGCCGACUUCAAGAAGGAGUUCAAGAACGUCAUGGGCAUGUCACCAGGCAAGUACCAUUCAGAAUCGACCAAGCACUCUAAUAGUACUGUAGAAUCGACCAGUGGAUCAUACCGUAGUGCAGAAUCGACCAGUGCACCCUACAGUAAUGCAGAAUCGACCUGCAUUACUGUAUCGACCAGUAGACCAUACUGUAAUACAAGACCAGCCAAGCCCUCAAAGCAGCCCAGUUCAGCCUCAAAACCAGUCAAAUGGGCCGAGAAUGAAGUGGUACAGGUCAAGAAAAAGAAGGGCUCCAGUCCAAUGAUCUAUGGUGUUAGUCCAGGCAAAAAGCGAACCAAAGACGAUGAUGGUACUGGAUGUGGAAUGAACUCAAUGUAUCGUGCUAAGAAGGCGAAGAUGAACACGAUUUUGGAUAAAAAGAGGACGAAAAGUAACAAAGAAGGAAGAAAAAGUAGAAAUGAAGGAAGAAAAAGUGAAAAAGAAGGUAGAAAAAUUAGAAAUAAUGGAAGAAAAAGUGAAACAAAAGAAGAAAAAAGUACAAAAAAAGGAAUGAAAAGUGGAACAGAAGGAACUAAAGGAAGAACUGAAAGAAAUGAAAGAAGAACAGAAAGAAAUAAAAGUAGAACAAAAAGAAAAGAAACCACAAAAGAAGGAAGAAAAAGCACCAAAGAGACCAAAAACAGUCCGAAAGAAGCUAAAAUUAUUGUCAAUGAAGACAAACACCCAGACACCCCCACCAGCCCAUCUUAUAUCAGUCUUGUUAAUGUAGACAGAGACGCGAAUCUUCAGCAGCAAAAGCCUAGUCCAGCCGAAAGCCGCCAAUCCAGACCAAGAACUAGAAGAACGAUUAGUUCAGCUGGAUUUGGAAGUGCUCAACGAAGAGGUGGAUAUGCUCAAGGUGGAGUUGGUGGACCUCAAAGGGGUACUUUUGAAGCUCAAAGAGGUAGGUGAUGUAGCUCAACUUCUUUAUGCCAUAACUUUUUGUUAAAGAUAGAUGAAUUUUUGAAACUUUUACAAAAUAUAGAAUAGUCUUUUUGUCGUAUAGCCUGAAAACGAUUUUUCGAAAUUUUGAUAAAUGACAAAGUUACAGUGAUUUACGAUACCCUAUAUUUUUGAAAGUUGGAAACAUGUUUCAUCGUAUAAAAUGUCGCUUUUUUAAUACAAAAUGAAAUUUUUAGUUUUUGUAGGCUUUUUUGGGCUAUUCUCGACCAUUUUUAUGAUAAAAAGUUUGUAAUUUUUUGUUAAGCGACAUGUUAUACGAUGAAAUAUGUUACACAUGUCUGAUCGUAUAACAUUUCUCUUUUUUAUAAAAAUUGAAAAAUUUAGUUUUCGUAGGCUUUUUGGAACAUUCUUAACAAUUUUUAUGAUAAAAAGUUUGUCAUUAUUAAUUAGGUGACAUGUUAUACGACGAAGCAUGUUUUGUCGUAUACAUGUUUCAUCGUAUAACAUGUCGCUUUUUUAUAUAAAAACUGAAAAUAAUGGUGUUAACAGGCCUUUUGGGUCAUUCUUAAUGAGUUUUGUGAUAAAAAGUUUUCUUUUUUUGUUAGGCGACAUGUUAUACUAUGAAACAUGUUUGAUCGUAUAACAUGUCGCUUUUUAAAAAAACUAAAAAAUUUUUAAAAAUUUUCAAAUUAUUAAUGAAAUUGCUAAAUCUUUUCAAAACUUUAAUUUAAAAAUUCAAUUUUUUUAGAAGCCUACAACCGUGCCUCAGCGUUCCGCGGUCUCUACGGUGCGCGGCUCAGAAGUCUGUCCGUGAACCGUGAGCCCAGAAGUCAUUCCUGCAUUGAGCUAGGACGUAGAAGAGCUUCAGUAUGCGUCCUAUAUCGUGCCGAACAACCUGAGUAUCGUACUGUGGUUCAUACCGGAAUGUACGGUGCGUGGCUGAGAAGUUUGUCGAACUCCAGAAGUCAGUCGAAGGAGUUCUCCAGAUGUCAGUACAUGGAUCCGGGCUACAGUGGUGUAGCGUGUCGGAAUAUCUUUGAUGAAACGAAUUCUGGAGCUUCUGGAAAUCAAGGUUUUGGGCAGGAUUCUGAUGUUGAAAGGGGUAGAAGCGAAGAUUCUGAAGUCAGAAAGUUUGGAAGUGAAGAUUCUGAAGCUCACGGUGAAGGAUUCAGAUGGAAGAAGCAAACUUCAGAAGGUCACGGUAAAGAAUCAAGCUACAAAUCCAAGAACCUGGCUUCACGAACGGCUAGAAAACGUGCUGAUGCUUCUGUAGCACAUCGUGAGAAGUCUAGAAUCCAUGAAUCUUCAGAGCUGUGUCGUCAGAAGUCCAGAAGUCGUGGUUUUUCUGGAGCUCAUCGUCAGAAGUCUAUCAGUCAAGGAUCGCCUGUGAAUGGUCGUGAGAAGGCUGAAGGGCAUCGUGGUAAGGCUGUAGCUCAUCGUGGAAAGUCAGAAUUUGAUUAUGGAAAAUCAGAAUCUCACCGUCAAAAGUCAGAAUUACACCGUAGAAAAUCAGAAUUUGAUCGUCAAAACUCAGAAUCUUAUUCUCAAAAAUCUGAAUCCAAACGCGCCAAAUCCAGAAGCCAAGGAGCAACAAAGGUUUAUCGACAGAAGUUUGAACUUCAUCGACAAAGCCCCAGAAGCUAUGGAGCCGAUCGUGCAAACUUUAGAAGCCGAGAAGCGGGCUCCAGAAGCCCCAGCGAUUUGAUAACACGCUACAGAAAGAAGUCACAGCGUCUGGCGUUGAAGCAACAGGGAAGGGAUCCAUCGAACAGUGAGGUGGAUUCUGAAUCUUCUUCAAGACAUGCUUCUGAAUCUCCUUCACGGAAGACUUUUGAAGCCUUUUCACGAAAGAAUUCUGAAUUUUUGGCACGGAAGGCUUCUGAAUUCUCAUCACGAUGUGCUUCAAGGUCUUCGUCACGGAAGGCUUCUGAAUCUUUGGCAAAAAGGGAUUCUAAAUCUUCACGGAAGGCUUCAGAAACUUCUUUACGGUGUGCUUCUGCGAAAGAAAAGGCUAGCUACAAGGAUUCUGGAGCUCAGAAGAGACGGACUAAGGAAUUGCCUGGCUACGUCAACAUUGCUGAGGCUGUAGCUAGUCAGAAGAAAGGCAGAGGUUCUGGAGUUGACUACGAUAAGGUCAAGGAUUCUGAAUCUAGCUACAAUAACAACAUGGCUUCUGGCUACAAGAAGAACAAGGAUUCUGGCCCUGCCUACAACAAGGUCAAGCCCUCCGAUCCAGCCCACAAAGCCAAGCCCUCAGCCAACAACAAUCCCAAACCAGCCUCACCAAGCCAAGCCAAGUGCAGCCGAACCCACCGCCUCGUAGCCACGGCCGACGGCGUCAGUCUAGGCGGCGGUCAAGGCCGCUUCAAAGCCAAACGCAUUCUGAAGAUCAGCCUCCGCUCCGACGGCCGUACCUACAAGUUUGCUCUGCCCAUCAACAUCUACUCGGACAACCCCAACAACCAGGUCGAGAUCAUAACCACCGAGCUAGCCGUGAAGUGA
Messenger RNA from Bursaphelenchus okinawaensis, 5811 nucleotides. Lineage: Eukaryota; Metazoa; Nematoda; Chromadorea; Rhabditida; Aphelenchoididae. The record is from the annotation of a GenBank genome assembly.